Messenger RNA from Erigeron canadensis, 2221 nucleotides. RefSeq names its product very-long-chain aldehyde decarbonylase CER3-like. Lineage: Eukaryota; Viridiplantae; Streptophyta; Magnoliopsida; Asterales; Asteraceae. Gene Ontology annotation, biological process: lipid biosynthetic process. Gene Ontology annotation, molecular function: iron ion binding; oxidoreductase activity. The record is from RefSeq and is a predicted model, not a curated record. Bases 50 to 1996 code for a protein of 648 amino acids. The transcript is spliced from 11 exons.
GUGAGUUUUGAGGAUUUUUUUUUGAAGUUCAAAAUCUUUCUUUAAAACAAUGGAUACCCAAAAGGAAAAUUUGCUUGAAAAAUUCGAAAAAGAUGUAGAAGAUGAAAAACUUUUUGCCUCAGGGAAAAUUGGAGCACCAUUAUUUGAUUGGCCAUGGCAAAAUUUGGGAAGUAACAAGUACCUUUUGUUUGUGCCACUUCUUGUUGAGUUCAUAUAUUCAACACUAUAUGAAAAGAGGCGAAGCGAGUAUAUUUGGUGUUUGCAUAUCCUAAUCUUGUCUUCGCUAAGAGGACUUGUGCAUCAGUUAUGGAGUUCAUGUAAUAACAUGCUUUUUCUUAAUCGAAAUCAUCGAUUAUCUCAUAAAGGCAUUGGUUUUGAUCAAAUCGAUAGAGAAUGGCAUUGGGACAAUUUUAUCAUACUUCAAGCAUAUGUGGCUUCAAUAAUCUUCUUGAUGAAUCCUUUAAUGACUAAUCUUCCUAUUUGGAAAACAACCGGGAUUCUAACUUGUAUAGUCUUUCAUAUUGGGUUCUCAGAACCUCUAUAUUAUUGGCUUCAUAGAUUAUUACAUUCAUCUUAUCUAUUCCAACAAUAUCACUGGCUACACCAUAGUUCUGAAGUGAAUCAUCCAUAUACAGCUGGGCAUGCUACUUUUUUGGAGCAUUUAUUAUUUUGUAUAGUUAUAGGAGUUCCGAUCUUUGGGACUACAUUGAUUGGACAUGGUUCAGUCAUCAUGUUCUACGGUUAUGUUUUGGUAUUUGAUCUCCUUAGAUGUAUGGGGCAUAGUAAUGUCGAAGUUGUUCCUCAUCACAUUUUCGAUACUCUGCCUAAACUCAAAUGGCUUAUCUACACGCCGACGUACCAUUUUAUACACCAUAGAGACAUGAAGACUAAUUUUUGCCUCUUUAUGCCUCUCUUUGAUGUUUUGGGAAAGACCAUGAAUGAGAUAUCUUGGGAUCUUCAUAAAGAAAUAAGUUCAAUUGAAGGCAAGAAGGCCAAAGCCCCUGAAUUUGUGUUUCUUGCACAUGGAGUUGAUAUCAUGUCAUCACUACAUGUUCCAUUUGUGUUUAGAUCACUAAGCUCAUGGCCAUUUGUCACAGAACUAAUCAUGUUCCCAAUGUGGCCUUAUGCUUUAUUGGUGGUAUUGAUCAUGUGGGCUAAAUCAAAGCCUUUUUUGCUCUCAUUCUGCCAUCUUAGAGGAAAAUUACUCCAAAGUUGGAUUGUACCAAGAUUUGGUUUCAUGUAUUUUCUACCAUUUGCGAAAGACGGCAUAAAUGAGAAAAUUGAAGAAGCUAUACUAAUGGCUGAUCGAAUUGGUGUCAAGGUUCUUAGUCUUGCUGCCUUGAACAAGAAUGAAGCGUUGAAUGGAGGUGGGAAACUUUUUGUCAAGAAACUUCCUAAUCUCAAGGUUCGUGUAGUCCAUGGAAAUACAUUGACUGCAGCAGUUAUUCUUAAUGAGAUUCCUCCAGAAACCAAAGAGGUGUUUUUGACAGGAGCUACUUCUAAGCUUGGAAGAGCAAUUGCCCUCUACUUAGCUCGUCGUAAAACUAGAGUCUUGAUGCUUACUGAAUCUACAGAAAGGUUUUCAAGAAUUCAGAAAGAAGCUUCAGUGGAAAAUCAGAACUUAUUGGUACAAGUGACCAAGUAUCAAGCAGCUAAACACUGCAAGACGUGGAUUCUGGGCAAAUGGACCACACCAAGACAGCAAAGAUGGGCACCGCCUGGAACACAUUUCCAUCAGUUUGUGGUUCCACCUGUGUUUGAAUUCAGAAGAGAUUGCACUUAUAGUAAGCUUGCAGCAAUGAGGCUUCCUGAUGACGUACAAGGCUUAGGCGUCUGCGAGUACACCAUGGAGAGAGGUGUGGUUCAUGCUUGUCAUGCCGGUGGGAUGGUACAUCUUCUUGAAGGUUGGAUGCAUCACGAAGUUGGUGCAAUCGACGUGGACCAGGUUGAUUUGGUGUGGGAAGCGGCUCUAAGACAUGGGUUCAAACCAGUUUAAAGAUGUCUGCUUAGAUGCAUAACUCAACAACAGAGGAUUUGAAACUUCAAAAUAGUGACAGUUUUUACUUAAAGAAAAUAUACACAUUGAUUAAAGGAGUGUAAACUUGCUCCAUGUAUUCAUUCAUGUAAAAAGUAUAAAUUUUCAAUAUAGUGUUUAAUAAAGUUUCAAUAAAGAAAAAUGAUUUAUAUACAAAAAAAUUUAACCUUAUAAUCUUUCUAGUAA